UGGGGGGUGGUGGGCGGCCAUUGGGGCUUGGCACAGAGGGUGGCGAGAGGUGGCGACAGGCUGGUGUGUCGGGAAGGCAGCUGGACGUCACAUGCAGGUCGGAGGUCGGACGUCAGUCACCGGCUCAGAAUCCAAACAUCUGGGGGGCCCACCCACGCCUAGAAGAAGCCAAACAAGAGGCUGGAGAGCGAGGGAGCAGGAGUCUGGCGCUCAGGCUGGUAUGAGAGAAGACGGCUGGGUGUGUGCCUGGGUGUGACUGAACACCCACCAGUGGAGCCCCUCCUCCUGCAAGACAUCCGUUUCUUUUGACCCGUCAGAAUUGAAAGAGGCGCUGAGUGGAGACCAUGUGGUGUUUGACGCUGCUCUUACCGCUAUUGCUAGUCAUCCAUGACGUCAGUUCCCAGUGGACCGUUUGGUUACCGCGGGACAUCUCGGCCAUGACCAACACCUGUGUGGUCAUCCCCUGCACCUUCAUGUACCCGUCCGGCGUCAGGCCGUACCGUGGCGUUCACGGUGUCUGGUACUUCGGCCAGCCCUACCCUCAACUCUUCCCCCCGGUCGUGGCCAAGUCGCGCACAGACGUUGUGCACGAGAGCUACAAGGAUCGCACCAAAUUACUGGGGGACCUCCAACAGAGGAACUGCACUCUGCUCAUCAACAGCGUCGGGCCAGAGCACUCGGGGAGAUACUACUUCCGGGCAGACCUCGGCGGAGCAAAUGUGUAUACAUUUCCGGACUAUGCUGAGCUCAAAGUUCUGGAACAACCCAACAUCGACGUCCCAGAGGAGAUUGUCAGCGACGAGACCCUGGAGCUGACAUGCUAUGCUCCCGAUAACUGCCCCGACAUGACUCCUGAGAUCCAGUGGAUGUACACGGACUACCUGCCUGACCCCGAGUUCAGCUCGGAAUCGGUGGAGGAGAGCAACACUGCGGUGGUGUCCAACACCCUGACAUUCACGCCCAGGCCGGUGCACAACGGGCAGCUGCUGGGCUGCAGGGUUUACUACCCCAACACCACCCUCGUGUACGAGAGGCUCGUCUCUCUGGACAUCAAGUACGCCCCACGCUCCGUGUGGGUAAACGUCUCCUCAGAGGUGAUGGAGGGCAGCUCUGUGACUCUGCAUUGCGAGGUGGACAGUAAUCCCGCUCCCAGGAUCUCCUGGAAGUUUGGAGACCAGGAAUUGAUGUGGGACACGGAGUCCAAUCUCUCCCUUACCUUGAAUGACGUGACGCCCGCAGAAGAAGGAGUCUACACCUGCAUCGGGGACAACGGCUACGGCGUCAUGAACACGUCUCUCUACCUGGCCGUCAAGUACCCUCCCCGAGAGCCGAUUGUCAACAGCUCCUUGACAGUUCUGGAGGGCACCUCGCUCGCACUGCACUGCAGCACUCAGGGCAGCCCGGCGCCAACACUUACCUGGCUGAAGGAUGGCGAACUGGUGGGCAUGAUAACUGCGGAUGAGCUGUCAGUGCUGGAGAUUGAGGGGAUCACGCCGCAGGGAGAUGGGCAGUACCGCUGCCUGGCUGAGAACGAGCACGGCCGGGCCAGCAGCUCCCUGAACAUCACCGUGGAGUACGCUCCGGUCCUUCUGGAUGAGUCCAAAUGCACCGUGGUGAGGGAGGGUGUCCAGUGUGUCUGCAUGGCCACGGGAAACCCGGAGCCCACCAUUGAGUUUUACCUGCCUGACUUGAAUAUCACCAUCAACGAAACAGAAGGACGGUACAACUUUUACACGCACACCGACGGGCAGACCUCCACGGGCAUGAUCAAGCUGCGGGAGAAAGGCGAGCGCGUCAACAACGGCGGUCCUGCCGUCAACGUCCAUUGCAGCAUCUCCAACAUGUAUGGCAGAGAGAGCGUUCUCCUGGAGCUGCAGCAGGAGAAGAAGUACUUGAUGGCCGUGAUCGUCGGUACAAUAGGAGGAGUGGCCGUUAUCGCCUUCAUCAUCGCCGCUGUGAGAUACGUCGGCCACAACAACAAGAAAGAGAAUGGCUACCCUAGGCAGGACGUGGUCCUGGAGAACCCCGCUUUGUACUACAGCGCAGUCAAGAAGGACAAACAAAAUCUGAGGAAGAAAGUGCUUAAGACAGAGCUGUUGGGCUCAAAGUUUAACUCCAUUCUAGAGGAGACCACGGGAGAAGACGGGGAUUUCCAACCUGCGGGCUCUUUGGCAGAAAUGGAGAGGCGAGAGCUGAACUACGCCGCUCUGGAGUUUGGCGGGGGCAGGCCCAGGGAGGGGGCCUCAGGGAGGGGGGAUGACGGCAGCAGCUACGCGGAAAUCAAAGCCAAAUGAAUCGCCAUCCUUCCCUGAUGCCUCGACGACGCGAGACGCAGCGGCAAACCUCGCCACGUAGAACUUUUACACGACGCCGGUUUUCUUUCCUUCAGAUCGACACAGUGCUAAACCUUCCUGCACGGAUCCACCGGGCAUCACAAGCGAUGCCGUUUACUAGAAAUACCCUCUCUGUCUUUUUCUGCUGUUGGCGUUUGAGCGUUUCGUCUGUUUGUCGUUGUCACUGUGUCUCAUGUCCGUCAAGGCGUGAGGGGAGGGAAACUGUGCUUUUCUUCUCUUCUACUGUGUGUCACCUGACAGGGAUCCCUCCCCUACAGAAGCCCGAAGAGGUCACACACUCAUACUUGUCAUUUACACUCGUUUCUUAUUCUCUGCUUUUUGUCCCUCGGGAAAACAAA
Molecule: messenger RNA, 2692 nt
Organism: Dunckerocampus dactyliophorus (ringed pipefish)
Lineage: Eukaryota; Metazoa; Chordata; Actinopteri; Syngnathiformes; Syngnathidae
Gene: mag
Product: myelin associated glycoprotein
Exons: 13
Coding region: 345-2294 (649 amino acids)
Source: RefSeq, a predicted model, not a curated record